Molecule: messenger RNA, 1655 nt
Organism: Sesamum indicum (sesame)
Lineage: Eukaryota; Viridiplantae; Streptophyta; Magnoliopsida; Lamiales; Pedaliaceae
Product: protein BZR1 homolog 1
Biological process (GO): DNA-templated transcription; brassinosteroid mediated signaling pathway
Molecular function (GO): DNA-binding transcription factor activity
Source: RefSeq, a predicted model, not a curated record
ACAACAAAUUCCAACAAAGCGUGGGAGGCCAAUGUCCAUGUCCUCCUCGUGACCACCGUGUCCCUCUCUCCCCUCCUCCACCUACCCUGCCUCUGCCUCUCUCUCUUUCUUUCCAAUAAUAUACACACACGCGCAGAGAGAAACACAGACAGAGAGAGAGAGAGCCCAGUAAGUAAUUUGGUCUGUUGAUUCAUUUCUGGACGGCGGUGGAUGAAGUAGAAUGACGGCCGUGGGAUCGUCAACGGGGCGGCUGCCGACAUGGAAAGAGAGGGAGAACAACAAGAGGCGGGAGAGGAGGAGAAGGGCCAUCGCCGCCAAGAUUUACUCCGGGCUUCGAGCACAGGGUAAUUACAGGCUCCCCAAACACUGUGACAACAAUGAAGUCCUUAAGGCCCUUUGCGCUGAAGCUGGCUGGAUUGUUGAGGAAGAUGGCACCACCUAUCGCAAGGGAUGCAAGCCACCCCCAGUCGAGGCUCCGAUGGCAUCGAGAAAUAUCAGUCUGUGUUCGUCAGUCCAGCCAAGUCCAAAUUCUUCGGCUUUCCCCAGUCCUGCACCGUCUUACCAUGCCAGCCCAAUGUCUUCCUCAUUUCCAAGCCCAUCUCGUGGUGAUGGGAACCCGACCUACAUUCUCCCAUUCCUGUGCAACUUAGCUUCCAUUCCCUCCUCCCUUCCUUCACUGCGCAUAUCCAAUAGUGCCCCAGUAACCCCACCUAUUUCGUCUCCAACCAGAAGUUCAAAGCCCAAGCCUUACUGGGAAUCUGUUUCCAGCAGUUCAUUGAAUUCUUUUCUCCACCCUGUUUUUGCUGCCUCUGCUCCAUCUAGUCCCACUCGUCGUCGACGUUUUACACCUAUACCGAUUCCAGAAUGCGAUGAGUCUGUUGUGCCCACCAUUGAUUCUACUUGUUGGGUCAGUUUUCAGACAGUGCCAUCUCCAUCUGCUCCCACUUCACCUACUUAUAAUCUUGUAAAACCUGUGGCUGAGCAGAAUUCUCUCAAGGACACAAUCGAUGGCUGUGGUGAGUUUAUAUGGGGAUCAGCAACAAAGAGGGCCCGUGGCCCUGAGUUUGAGUUUAAGAGUGGCGCAGUAAAGGCAUGGGAAGGUGAAAGAAUACAUGAAAUUGGAAUGGACGAUUUGGAGCUCACGCUCGGGACUGGAAAAGUUGCUGCUUAGUCUUGCUCCCUGGUAUUUGGUUUACUAUUAAAGAACACAGACGAAACUUAUCCCUUCAUAGCUUCAAAUUUCAUGUUUGCUCACCACACGCCCCUUUGUGCCACAUUGCUUAAGGUCUCAUUUCUGCGUAAUCUGUAUCCCUCGGCUGCACGAGUCAUGUUUUCCAGUUGACACUACUCCAAAACAAACUUGGUUCCACUAAUGAGGAGAUGAUGAUUUGGUGAGCUUGGUAGAUCCAAUGUUCCCCAUCAAUAGGCCUGACGCAGCUAAACAGCAGAAUGCACCCUCCUUUGCUCUUUCAUUUAUCUUUCAUUCAUCAGAAACUAGUCACACAAGCUUGAGAUGUGGAAAUUGUUUGAUUUUCUUGUAAUUAUUACCGUGUACAGAAGAAAACAGCCUAAAUCUGUUGUGUGCUUAUUGUUCCCCUGUCUGAACAGCGAAACAGGUCUUUUUUGUAAUCUCAGUUGCAAACAAAUUAUCAGCA